Gekko japonicus is the source of this 945-nucleotide messenger RNA. Its product is annotated as olfactory receptor 10A7-like. Bases 1 to 945 code for a protein of 314 amino acids. The transcript has a single exon. Gene Ontology annotation, cellular component: membrane. NCBI's taxonomy places the organism in Eukaryota, Metazoa, Chordata, Lepidosauria, Squamata, Gekkonidae. Gene Ontology annotation, molecular function: olfactory receptor activity; G protein-coupled receptor activity. The record is from RefSeq and is a predicted model, not a curated record. Gene Ontology annotation, biological process: G protein-coupled receptor signaling pathway.
AUGAAGUGGAGAAACCAAAGUUUGGUGAAGGAAUUUAUCCUGGUUGGAUUUUCCAGCAUGCCAAACAUAGAGUUGUUUCUGUUCCCUCUAGUUUUGGUAAUGUACAUUGCUACAGUGACUGGGAACAUCCUCAUUAUUGUCAUCAUCAUGGUGGAUGCUGCCCUCCAGUCUCCCAUGUACUUCUUUCUGAGAAACCUGGCUUUCAUUGAGAUCUGCUUCACUUUGGACACAGUCCCUCUAAUGCUCAUCAACCUGCUGGUGAAGGACAAAACUAUCUCCUUCGUCGGCUGUGCCAUUCAAAUGUACUGCUUCUUCCACUUUGGAUGUGCAGAGUGUUUUCUUUUAGCUGCUAUGUCCUAUGAUCGCUAUGUUGCCAUCUGCAACCCCCUGCGCUAUGCCACUGUUAUGAAUAGGACCUUCUGCUACAAGUUGAUGGGUGGAGUCUGGGUGAUUGGAAUCCCCGUCUCACUGCUGCAAGCAGCUUGGAUCUUCAAUCUUCCUUUUUGUGGUCAUAACAAAAUCAAUCAUUUCUUUUGUGACGCCCCACCAGUGUUGAAGCUGGUCUGUACAGACACCCACCAAUAUGAAAUGCAAUCCAUAGCCUCCACCCUUGUUUUCCUCAUGUUCCCUUUUGUGCUCAUCCUGAUCUCCUAUACCCGUAUCAUCACCACCAUGCUCAGAAUGUCUACAGUAGAGGGUAGAAGCAAGGCCUUCUCAACUUGCUCAUCUCAUCUCAUUGUGGUGAUUUUGUUCUAUGGAAGUGGGAGCCUCGUCUAUCUAAGACCCAAAUCCAACUAUUCACCCGAAGUCAAAAAAAUACUGUCUUUGUUCUACACAGUUGUCACUCCUAUGCUAAAUCCCAUUGUCUAUGCUCUGAGGAACUAUGAAGUGAGGGAAUCCCUGAAGAGAACUCUAGGUUGGAAACUCUUCUCGCAGACUGUAUAG